This is a messenger RNA of Fonsecaea erecta, 396 nucleotides long. RefSeq lists its product as hypothetical. Gene Ontology annotation, biological process: endoplasmic reticulum to Golgi vesicle-mediated transport; intracellular protein transport; intra-Golgi vesicle-mediated transport. The record is from RefSeq and is a predicted model, not a curated record. The coding region runs from base 1 to 396 and encodes 131 amino acids. The transcript has a single exon. Gene Ontology annotation, cellular component: cytoplasm; COPI vesicle coat. NCBI's taxonomy places the organism in Eukaryota, Fungi, Ascomycota, Eurotiomycetes, Chaetothyriales, Herpotrichiellaceae.
AUGAGCAUCAGCCAUGACAAAGCGUUGGAAUAUCUCACCGGAGUCCUGGAUGGAGUGCCCGAUGGCGACGAGCUGCUUCAGCUGGUUGAACUCAAGUUUAUCCGGAAAGAGAGUGUGCAAAAUCAAGCGAAAAAGGCGCGCUAUCUAUGGCUGAUCUUUCAUCUCUUGGAAACAUACGCAAGCACGGUUGUCUAUGAAGCAGCGACUUUGCUGACGGCUCCAACAAACAACCCGGUGACUGUCAAGGUGGCCGCUGGGAAAUUCAUCGAGCUAAGCAUCAAAGAGGCGGACAGCAAUGUCAAGCUUAUCGUGCUUGAUCAUGUUGACCAACUGCGGAGACGGAACAAGGGCGUGUCAUCAUGGAAAUCCUGCGAGUGCUGUCCCGCCCUGACUUGA